UUGUUAAAAACUUGGCCGGCUUAAAUACAAUUUCAAGUCGUCGCCAAAAUAUUUGUCUUUCGCCAACGCCGUUCAUAAUUUUUGUUGACGCAGGUCUCUGCAUUAUUACUAAUAUUUGCAAAAUUUAGUUAUUAAAAGAAACAAAAACAAACCGACAACGAAUUGAAGAAAAUAAUACGAUACAAAGAAAUACAUUUUUGCAACAUAUUUACAUAUACAUUUUAAAUAGAAAAAAUAUAACUGCCUGCAAAAAUUUAUGUGAGAAAAGACAGAAGGAGACAAAAAAUGAGUUACACAUCUAAUGGGGCCAUACCAAAAGAAAUGAAGAACAACGGUGCUGGUUGCAGUGGUAGUAGUAGUGGCACUUCCACCAACGGUAUGUCCAAUAUGAAUCGCCAUACUCCCGGCGAACGCAUUACUCUACUCGUAGACAAUGUUCGUUUCAUGAUCGAAAAAGACUUAAUGACUGCCCAUCCCAACACAAUGUUGGGUACUAUGUUCAGCACUGGCUUCCAAUUUGUGCAUCCCAACGAAAGGGGCGAAUAUGAGGUGGCCGAAGGCAUAUCACAUACAUUGUUUCGUGCAAUAUUGGACUAUUACAAGACGGGUCUGAUUAAGUGCCCACACACUGUUUCUGUGCCGGAACUGAAAGAGGCCUGUGAUUAUUUAUUGAUACCAUUCGAUGCUUCUACGGUAAGGUGUCAAAAUUUAAGAGGACUAUUGCACGAAUUAAGCAAUGAGGGCGCCAGACAACAAUUUGAAAUAUUUCUUGAGGAAUUCAUUUUGCCCGUAAUGGUGACAGCCGCUCAAAGAGGUGACCGGGAAUGUCAUGUUGUUGUUCUACUCGAUGAUGAUGUCGUAGACUGGGAUGAAGAAUUUCCACCCCAAAUGGGCGAGGAAUAUUGCCAGACCAUACACAGCACUACUAUGCAUCGUUUCUUCAAAUACAUCGAAAACCGGGAUGUCGCCAAGCAAGUUAUGAAGGAUCGUGGCCUCAAGAAGAUACGUUGUGGCAUUGAAGGUUAUCCCACACAUAAGGAAAAGAUAAGACGGCGUCCUGGUGGUCGUGCCGAAGUAAUUUACAGUUAUGUUCAGAGACCUUUCAUACACAUGUCCUGGGAGAAGGAAGAAGCCAAAAGUCGUCAUGUCGACUUUCAGUGCGUCAAAUCAAAGUCUGUAACAAAUUUGGCUGAAGCAACUGCCGAUCCUCCACUUGAACUGGAUGCAAGUGGCAAUCCCAUACCGCCACCCGAAAAUAGAGCAGAUAAUAAUGUACCCUUUCGGGCCGAUGCAGAUGCCAAUGCAGCAGAUCUGAUCGAUGUCAAUAACGCAGCAAAUGGUGGCGGCGGUGGUGGUGGGGCUGCUGCUGCCGCUGCCGUAGCUGUUGAUGAAGCUGCCGAUGGUGUUAUUAUGUUAAAUGAGUUAGAGCAAGCUGCUGGCGGUGCUAAUGAUGAAAAUGCUUAAAAUAUCUACACAAAAUGGUCAUGAUGCAUUUAUAUACAUACAAUUUGUAUUUGUACUAGUAUACGAAUAAAUUACGUAGAUAUCCGUAUAUAAA
This is a messenger RNA of Lucilia sericata (common green bottle fly), 1558 nucleotides long. RefSeq names its product BTB/POZ domain-containing protein 10 (gene mri). Gene Ontology annotation, molecular function: protein binding. The transcript has a single exon. Gene Ontology annotation, cellular component: cytoplasm. The record is from RefSeq and is a predicted model, not a curated record. Gene Ontology annotation, biological process: positive regulation of phosphorylation. Bases 286 to 1464 code for a protein of 392 amino acids. Lineage: Eukaryota; Metazoa; Arthropoda; Insecta; Diptera; Calliphoridae.